Hyaena hyaena (striped hyena) is the source of this 5883-nucleotide messenger RNA. It is a transcript of the gene LARP4B, whose product is annotated as La ribonucleoprotein 4B. The coding region runs from base 325 to 2529 and encodes 734 amino acids. Gene Ontology annotation, biological process: positive regulation of translation. Gene Ontology annotation, cellular component: cytoplasmic stress granule; cytosol. The record is from RefSeq and is a predicted model, not a curated record. The transcript has 18 exons. Lineage: Eukaryota; Metazoa; Chordata; Mammalia; Carnivora; Hyaenidae. Gene Ontology annotation, molecular function: mRNA 3'-UTR binding.
CCGAGCCCCGGAAGUGGGAGCUGUGUGUUCUCAUGCGAACGGGAAGGAGCGUUGGGGCGCCGGAGUCGCGAGGUUGAGACAUUUUCGGGCCCGAAACGGGAAGGAGCCGCCGCCGCCCGCCGCCAGCCCGCGCCGCGCCGUCCCCGCCGCUCGUCCGGGCCGGCCGCGCCCUCCCCGCCCCUCCCUCUCGGCCCCGUCCGCGUGUGGCGCGGUCGCCGGGCACCGGGGCUGCGGCGGUCGGCGGCCGGGCGGCGGCGGCGCUGCUGACAGCAUCCUUCGCUGGCCACUCAGCUUCUCCCAGUGCGGCCACCAAGUAAACAGCUCAUGACUUCUGAUCAGGACACUAAGGUCGUGGCUGAACCGCAGGGCCAGCGAGUCCAGGAAGGGAAAGACAGCGCUCAUCUGAUGAAUGGUCCCAUAUCUCAAACCACUUCUCAGACAAGCUCCAUCCCAGCUUUGAGUCAGGUACCGACAGCCAAAGUUUCAGAGCUAAACCCUAAUGCUAAAGUGUGGGGGACCCCCGUGCUGCAUUUGGAAGCAGGCAAUGCGGCGGAUGGCGGUGUGAGCGCAAACUGGGAGGAGCCGGCGGGGCCUUGCACAGCCUGCGGCGCGGAGGGAUUGGAUGCCAAUGGUGAUGGUGACAAAGGCCAUGAGAGUGUGGCGCUGUCAGAUUUGCAGGAGCCAGAGCAACCAGCUGUGAGUGCGUCGGCUCUGGAUCGUUCAGAAUAUGAAUCUCCGCCAGAAAACAGCGAGACUGGAGGAAAUGAGUCUCAACCGGAAACCCAGGAGGACCCCCGAGAAGUACUUAAAAAGACAUUGGAAUUCUGCUUGUCUAGGGAGAACCUUGCUAGUGACAUGUACCUUAUAUCGCAGAUGGACAGUGAUCAGUACGUGCCAAUCACCACGGUAGCGAAUCUGGACCAUGUCAAGAAGCUCAGUACGGACAUGAACUUGAUUGUUGAAGUGCUGAGGUCUUUACCUUUAGUCCAAGUGGACGAGAAGGGAGAAAAAGUAAGGCCAAACCAGAACCGCUGCAUCGUGAUUUUGCGUGAAAUCUCCGAGUCCACCCCUGUGGAAGAAGUAGAAGCACUAUUUAAAGGAGACAAUUUACCGAAAUUUAUAAACUGUGAAUUUGCCUAUAAUGAUAAUUGGUUUAUUACGUUUGAGACGGAAGCUGAUGCCCAGCAGGCUUACAAAUACCUUCGAGAAGAAGUCAAGACUUUUCAAGGAAAACCAAUUAAGGCACGGAUAAAAGCAAAGGCAAUAGCUAUAAACACAUUUUUGCCAAAGAAUGGAUUUAGACCCCUGGACAUGAGCCUUUACACACAGCAGCGCUACACAGCCUCCUUUUACUUACCUCCGGUCUACAGCCCCCAGCAGCAGCUCCCUCUGUACAGCCUGAUCGCCCCCCAGGCGUGGUCGGCCACACACAGCUAUCUUGAUCCACCCCUGGUAACUCCGUUUCCAAAUACUGGAUUUAUAAAUGGGUUUACGUCUCCAACCUUCAAACCUGCAGCGUCUCCUCUGACUUCGCUCAGACAGUACCCUCCAAGAAGCAGGAAUCCUAGCAAAUCUCAUCUACGCCAUGCCAUUCCCAGUGCAGAGAGAGGACCUGGGCUGUUAGAAAGCCCUUCGAUAUUUAACUUCACUGCAGACCGGCUAAUUAACGGUGUCCGGAGCCCACAGACACGGCAGACAGGUCCGCCUAGAACACGGAUACAGAACCCUCCUGCCUACACCAAGAGGGAGGUUGGGUCUGGUCGUGUGGAGCAGAGCAGCGCGGAAUCUCCCCCUGGUUUAGGGAGAGGGAGGAAGAAUUCCUUUGGUUACCGGAAGAAACGGGAGGAGAAGCUGACAAGGAGUCAAACUCAGUCUCCGACGCCACCGAGGCCCCCAUCCCCGAGCUUUGAGUUAGGACUGUCCAACUUUCCUCCGCUGCCUGGAGCCGCAGGCCACCUGAAGACUGAGGACCUGUUUGAAAACAGGCUGUCUAGCUUCUUAAUAGGAUCAUCAAAAGAAAGGGGCCUGAAUGCGGACGCAAGCACGAACACGCUCCCUGCGGUGAGCCCCAGAGAGCCCUUAGCCCCGGCUGCCUGCACGCUGUCUGCAGCCUGCGGGCGCUCCCCCUCCCCCGCCCACCCGCCUGAGGAUCCCAAGGUGGUGGAGAAGCAGAGGGAGACCUCGAAUGUGGACAGACUUCCUUCUGCCCUCACUACGACAGCGAGUAAAUCGGUGCAAGUGAAUGGCGCUGCCACGGAACUGCGAAAACCCAGCUACGCGGAAAUCUGUCAGAGGACGAGUAGAGAGCCUCCGUCUUCCCCGUUGCAGCCCCCGAGAGAACAGAAGCCAAACGCCGUCGCUUGUGGGAAGGAAGAAAAGAAGCUUGCCGAGAGAGAGCCCCCUGCCCCCAAGUCCAACCCGGGACCACCCAAAGACCAGAGGAGGCCGCCGGGCCGCCGGCCCUCGCCCCCGGCGGCCGGGAAGCGUCCACACAGAGAGCAGAGCACUCCUCCUAAGUCCCCUCAGUGAGCGCCGAGGUCUGGGAGGGCUGUGAGGAACUGAGGUCGCCACAGCUCAGCACUGUCCUGCGCGGGGCCGAGAGUGAGCCGCUGGUUAGGAGCUUGCAGCGUAGAUGGGCCGGUGAGGUGCCUGCAAGUGGUGUUUCUUCCGUGAGUCGGAUUUUCCCCCCUCUUGAAAAAAAUCUAUUUUUCAGGAUUUAAUUAAUAUAAACCUUAUUUUAGGUUGGUGCUUAACUGGAGGUGAUGCAUAAGUCUGAUUUUUUUCAGGAUAGAAAAUGCAUUUAUCCUAACAAAUUGAUAUUUUUAUUAAGCCUCCAUGUGGCUAUGAAUGCAAGCUAUAUAUAGUGAGUUUUUCUAAAUUAAGCGGAACUAUGCUACUUCAUUUUUUUAAAAUAACUGGUUAGCAAGUGCAUAUCUCUGAGAUGUCCAGACUGACGGGUGGGCUGAGGAUGGUCAGGAUUGAGGGUGGAGGCGACACGGGCAGUGUGGCCUGGAGAAGGGAUGGGGUCAGGUGGUGCCCUUGCUGGCAUGGGAGUUGUACUGCAUUCAGAAUCUUAGCAAGUGACGCUAGCAGUUGUUUGGGUUGGGUUUUUUUUUGUUUUGUUUUUUUUUUUUUUUUUUUUUUUUUUUUAAGUAUAGCCUGUUUUUGAUCUACUGGGCAAGAUGCACCCAAGAGAGCCCUGAAACCGUGAGUUUUUAUGUGCUGCAAGCAAGUAACCAGCCUCUCAAUCCAGACUCCGUGGCUGUUAUGUAAGAUAGAGUCAAAGCACAUUGUGAAUAGAACCUACAUAAAAAAAACGUAAACCUGGUUGGCCACCGACGCGUCACCGUGAAAUUGUACCCUGAUGUGGUCUUGGUCCUGAGAGCUGGCCCGGGGGGCGUGGCUGCCGCGGCUCCCCCGCCUUAGCCAGCUCUGCGGGAGCCUCCCGUACCUCUGUGUUGGCACGCAGUGGAAGUGUUACUUAAGUCGUGAGAGAGGUGUGUGCGGUGCCCGUGGCAAUGGGGCCGACAGUCCCCUCGGAGACGAGGGUCUCACCGACUCCCUUCCGGAAGUGCUGCACUCUAACACGCAUGCACUAGCGCUAGCAGUGGGUAAUAAAGUUCAAUAUAAAUUAUUUUCUUUUAAGAUGCCUAAAUUCUUUCUUUAAGUAUUCUAAGCAGCAGACUUAAGAUAUUUCCUGCUAAAUGUAACCAUACAGUUUAUUCCACAAAAUGUUAUUUAACAACACUGAGGGUUUUUUUAAAAAAAUUAUUUCCAUCCAAUAUUUAAAGACUUGAAUUUUAUUUAAACUUGAAAAUGACUUUGCCUUAACUUUUGUAGAAGACAGCUUAGAGUUGGCGGAGACCGGCCCCUAGGUGGGCGAGUGGGCUCUAGAGCCGCUCAGCCACGGGGGCCGCCACCAGGGUGUCUGAGUGAGCGCUCCGUAGUGCGGGAGCUGGGCCGGCAGCGGUGUCCGGGACGGACCCUGAAGAUCUGCAGCAGUUGACCUUUCUCAGAUUGUUGAGAAAUCCUGUAAAUGCAAAUAGUCGAUACUGUAUUAAAUAUGUGCACUUGGGAGUGUGUGCUUUGCUUGUACAGUUGUAAAUAAUGAGAACAUAUUAAAAAGGUACCCUAAAGAGAAAAAUCUGAUAAAAAUUAUUGAUAUAUUAUAAAUGUUGCUAUUGAGCUGGAUGUAGAUAAAACUAAAUGUUGUGGUUUGAAUAUUAUUUUAAUUUGUUGAGGUGUUUUUCUUUUUCUCUUAUGCUGGUGUGUUGGACUGAUUCUCCUCUUUGCUGCUGCAGAAGGGAAACGGAAAGUCCUGUUAAAGCCUUCUGACGUCUUCAUGCUCUUCUUAAAAGUCUGUAAAUAUGUACUAAUCAUAGCUAAUGUGAAAGCGUGAUGUAGGAAGCAGAAACUGGGAGGAUCUUCAGGAGAACGUAAAAGAUAAUCUACUUAAAAUCACAGAUAGCUGUGCGCGAUUCGCCCUGCCAGAGGAGAACGCCCUGGUGCGCUUGACCGUGUCCUUCAGAGAAACUGCCAGUACUCAGAUUUUACCUAGAAAAACGCAGUGCUAGGAUGUUGCAGAUGCCUGUAAAAGGAACAUGGGGAUUCAUUUUUUUUUUUUAAUAGUUGAGGGAUUGUGGACUUAAAAAAUCAGGAAGAUCUGACCGGACACCCCAGCUGAUGAGUACUGUGAGAACAGUUGGAAAGGCCAGCCCCAGGAGGUCCGCGCGGUGUGGUCUUGGCUGGAGGAGGGAGCGGAUGCCGUCAGCCUUCGUCAUCCCCAAGCCACAGACCUGUGAGGCCUGUGGGGCUGAGAUGCUGGUUUCCAGGAGCGACGCGUUGUCGUCCCCCCCCCCCCCCGCCCCCCACCUCAUCAGCGGGAGUGUGAGUGUGUGCCGGAGCCGGCUGCUGCCCACGGGAUGGAGGGGGUCGCUCCUGACGGCGGCGGGUCCCGCUGUGCCCGUGUCCGCACCUCAUUGCAGCUCCUGUCCCCGUGGCCAGAGUCUGCCGCAUCCAGAUUUGCAACCUCGCCUUGGUGUGAUUUUUAUAGCACCCUUUUUAAUUAAGCAAACAUGAUAUGCCAAAUAGCUAUAUUAUGUCAAAAAAAGCCCACCUUUCUGAGAUCCCUGUAAGAUCUUCCACUCACAGAAGAGGAGGAGGGGAGCCGUCACAGGAGGAGGCUGGGACGCAGCCCGGGGUCGGCAGCCCUGGCGCAAGCAGCCGGCAGUCUGAGGCUUUUUCCGUUUUCAGAGACGUCACUCUUUCCUUUCCUCAGCAGUACCUCAGGGCGUAGAGUCAGAGAUACAGCAGUCACAGGUGGCAUUUUAACUUGUGAGAUUGUGUGAGGAUACUUCUAACUUGGAGACAGAGGGAUGAGAAUCUGGCCCCAUUUCACCAGACAUGAAUUUCAAGUAGAGUAGUUGCUUUUUAAGAGUUUGUGUCCCGAUGUUCCUGGUCUGGCCCUCCGGUCCUCGCAUCACUGAUUGUCACUAGCGGGUGGCAGGGAACGUUUCCUGUUGCUGGAUUAGCCAGGAGCACACGGUUUACAUUUAAACACCGGCUCCGUUUGUUCCGAUGGCAGCGGGCAAGGAAGGUGCGCGUCCGUGCGCCUGCCGCCUGCGAGCUGCAGUCGGGCUAUUGUGCGCUUCGUGGCCUGUCACCCGGGGCGCAGCAGACAAUCCAAGUCAGGAGCAGAGCGGGAUGUGAUACGGAAGCUUUCUUGAGGGCUUUUGUUUUUGUUCUACUUAUUUUCAUUAAGACUGGAAUCAAGCUUACGUGUAAACUAUUGGUAAUUUAAGUUUCCUUUUGUGUCAUUCGGUGUAAAACUGUCUUAAUUUGAAAAUGUAGGUUAUGAAAAAUAAAGAUUUAGGCACUGUUCAA